AGUCUAUCUCUCUCUGUCAUCUCUCUCUCUCUCUCUCUCUCGCAGUGUGUGUGAUGUGUGUGUGAGUUCUCGCUCAGUCGCUCUGCAAAAGAUUCGAAAAUGUCAACACUUCAAUUAGCCACUUCAUGCUCUCCUCCUCUUUCAUCAUCUUCUUCUUCUACUUCGCCUUCUCAUUCAAAUCCUUCAUUAUCCGUAGGAAAUAAUUUCAUCAAAUUCCACCAUUUCAGAAACAUUUCCAUCUCCGCCAAACACGCCGCAGCAAAAAAUAGAUCUUUGAGGCACCCAAUUACUUUCAGAAUAAAUUGUUCUGCAGAGGCAGCAGCAGCAGAUGGCUCGGAAGAAACGGUGAAGGAGAAAAGCGUGUCAGUUAUUCUGCUUGCAGGAGGAAAGGGCAAACGAAUGGGCGCAAGCAUGCCGAAACAGUAUAUUCCGCUUCUAGGUCAACCCAUUGCUUUAUACAGUUUCUACACUUUCUCGAAGAUGCGUGAAGUGAAGGAAAUUAUCGUAGUAUGCGAUCCUUCGUACACAGACAUUUUUGAAGACUCCAAAGAUGACAUCCACGUGGACCUGAAAUUUGCAUUACCCGGAAAAGAGAGACAAGAUUCUGUAUACAGUGGAUUAGAGGCGAUUGAUUCAAAUUCUGAGCUAGUCUGCAUACAUGAUUCUGCAAGACCUCUCGUAUUAACUGAAGAUGUAGAAAAGGUUCUAAAAGACGGAAGACGAAUUGGUGCAGCUGUGCUAGGUGUUCCUGCCAAAGCUACAAUCAAAGAGGCAAAUAGUGAGUCUUUCGUGGUAAAAACUCUCGACAGAAAAAUGCUCUGGGAAAUGCAAACUCCACAGGUUAUCAAGCCUGAAUUGCUUAAGAAAGGAUUCGAAUACGUUAACAGGGAAGGACUUGAAGUCACCGAUGACGUAUCAAUCGUGGAACACCUUAAACAUCCUGUGUACAUUACUCAAGGAUCUUACACCAACAUCAAGGUUACAACACCGGAUGAUUUGUUACUCGCCGAGAGAAUAUUGAACCCCGACACUUGAGAUUCUUCCAACAGUAAUUCCUAAAUAGGAGCCUACAUAUAUAAAAUUCUUUUUUUGCGUCUCGAUAACGUUGAGGUCCAGUGGCGAAAUCUGAGUUUUUUCAAAAAAGAAUUCUUUCUACUUUUAUAUAAAAUUUGCGUAUAAAUUGUUCCAAAUUCUGGAAGCAGUUAUUGGUCAAUUAUACAAGUUUUAAUGAAUAUUUUCACGAGUUCGAGCUCA
Erythranthe guttata (spotted monkey flower) is the source of this 1254-nucleotide messenger RNA. RefSeq names its product Nucleotide-diphospho-sugar transferases superfamily protein (gene ISPD). Lineage: Eukaryota; Viridiplantae; Streptophyta; Magnoliopsida; Lamiales; Phrymaceae. Gene Ontology annotation, molecular function: 2-C-methyl-D-erythritol 4-phosphate cytidylyltransferase activity. Gene Ontology annotation, biological process: isoprenoid biosynthetic process. The record is from RefSeq and is a predicted model, not a curated record.